AUGCCCGUCAAGUCCAACAACGGCUCUGCCGCCAACAGGUUCGCCCGCCUGGGCUACAACACCAUCUUCAAGCGCAACUCCGUCUUCAUGACCACCAUCUUCGUCAGCGCCUUCGCCGCGGAGAUGGCCUUCGACACGAUCUCUGAACGUGUCUGGGACAACCUCAACAAGGGCCGCCAAUGGAAGGAUAUUUCCGCCAAGUACACUACCGAGUAA
Molecule: messenger RNA, 216 nt
Organism: Gamsiella multidivaricata
Lineage: Eukaryota; Fungi; Mortierellomycota; Mortierellomycetes; Mortierellales; Mortierellaceae
Product: ubiquinol-cytochrome C reductase
Exons: 2
Coding region: 1-216 (71 amino acids)
Biological process (GO): mitochondrial electron transport, ubiquinol to cytochrome c
Source: RefSeq, a predicted model, not a curated record